AUGGUAUUUGAUAUUGCAUCUAGUUUUCAUCCUAAUGUGCCACAUCAUGAAGGUUCUACUUCUAGUCAAAGUGACAUACAUAUUUUAUCAGAAAAUUUUUGGAAAGCAUUGAAUGCGGCACAUCAACCGAUUUGGCCAGGUAAUUCUACUGAGACUAAAUUAUCAGCAACAGUUAAACUUCUUAAUAUAAAAUCCGAGAACAAUUGGUCAGAGAGAGGUGUCAAUCAAAAUCUUGACUACAUUAAAUCUUUGUUACCGGAAGAUAAUGUUUUACCUGAUAAUUUUUAUACCAUGAAGAAGUUGGUGGAAGAUUUGGGAUUGCCUGUUACUAGGAUCGAUAUUUGUAGAGAUGGUUGCAUGUUGUUUUGGAGGGCUGAUAGUGAAUUAGAAUCUUGCAAAUUUUGCAACUUUCCAAGAUAUAAGGAAAACUCUAAUCAACGAACACCACACAAACAACUUUUUUAUUUACCACUGGCUCCAAGAUUGCAAAGACUUUAUGCAUCAAACGUGACCGCUGCUCACAUGACAUGGCAUUCUCGUCAUGUUACCCAAGAUGGGAUGAUGUGUCAUCCUUCUGAUGGAGAGGCAUGGAAGACAUUUGACAACUAUUACCCAGAGUUUGCUAAGGAGGAUCGCAAUAUCCGCUUGGGUCUUUGUUCUGAUGGAUUUGCCCCAUUUGGAAAGUCAUAUUCGUGUUGGCCCGUCAUUAUAACACCUUAUAAUCUCCCACCUGGAAUGUGCAUGAAGACACCCUACAUGUUUAUGUCAUUAAUUAUUCCUGGUCCAAAGAGUCCUCAGAAAAAUAUUGAUGUCUACCUUCAACCGUUAAUUGUUGAAUUAAAAAUGUUGUGGAAUGAUGGUGUGCCUACUUAUGAUGUAUCUCGAGGUGACACAUUCAAUUUGAGGGCAAUGGUGUUGUGGACGGUUAGUGAUUUCCCAGCUUAUGGUAUAUUGUCUGGAUGGAGUACUCAUGGAAAAGAUGGGUGUCCAAUUUGUAUGAAAAAUUCGAAAUCAUUCCGCUUGAAAUAUGGUAAGAAGGCUUGCUAUUUUGAUUCACAUAGACAAUUUUUGUCACAAAAUCAUCCAUACAGAUUUGAUACAGAGCAUUUUACCAAAAAUAAAGUGGAAAUGACACUUCGUCCGCCUAGGCCAAGUGGCGAGGAAAUAUGGUCUGAAAUUGCACAAUACAUGUUUGUUAGUGAAAAUCCUCACGUAAGUCCACCGGGUUUUGGUGAAUAUCAUAAAUGGACAAAGAAGAGCAUUUUUUGGGAGCUACCAUAUUGGGGGAAACUUCUUAUUCGUCAUAAUCUCGAUUUUAUGCACAUUGAGAAGAACGUAUUUGAGAAUAUCAUCCAUACGGUUAUGAACGUUAAAGGUAAGACAAAAGACAACAUAAACGCUCGAAAGGAUAUGUUUAAUAUUUGCAAUCGCCCUGAGUUACAUAUUGACCCUCAAAGUUCGUGUAUGAGGACAAAGAAGGCGGCUUACACUUUGACGAGAGAUGAAAAUCGUAUUAUUUGUCAAUGGCUUAAAUCUUUGAAAUUCCCGGAUGAAAGGCUGGUGCCAAUUGCCUUUAAGAAAUUACUCCCCAAAUUUGUGUGGGGAACAUUGACUGAUGUUAGUAAUUUCAUGCAUGAUCUAAGUUCUACAACAUUGAAUAUUUCUAAGAUGCAGACUUUGGAAUUAGAGAUUCCCGUAAUUUUGUGCAACUUAGAAAAAAUAUUUCCACUGUCGUUUUUUGAUUCAAUGGAACACUUGUUGGUGCAUCUACCAUAUGAAGCAAAAAUCGGAGGACCGGUUCAGUAUAGAUGGAUGUAUCCAUUUGAGAGGUUUCUUAAGAAUGUGAACCAGAAAGUAAAGAACAAAGCCAGAAUUGAAGCAUCAAUUUGUAAUGCAUAUAUUCUGGAAGAGAUAUCUACAUUUGCCUCGUAUUAUUUUGAAUCUAACAUACAAUGCAAACAGAGACACCCACAAAGAAACACAGAAGGAUCUGUCAACAAUAAUGAUGCUUCAAUUUCGAUUUUCAAUUAUCUUGGACGAUCUAGUGGCGCCUCAACUAAAUUAAUUUUGAAUAGCCAGGAAACGUUAGUCGCUCAUACUUACGUGCUCUUAAAUUGUCCAGAGGUAGAUCCUUACUACAGUUUACCAAAAGAUGAAAUAGACCGCCAAUUCGCAUCAUGGUUCCGAUGUAAGAUUGUUGAGGAACAUGGUCCUUUAGUUUCAAAAGGAUUAUUAUAUUAUUUGUCUUUUGGGCCCAAAACACCCGCAACAAGACAUUCAAUGUACUUCGUUAAUGGGUUUGUGUGGCGGUCAAGAGAUUUUGGAUCUAACAAAGCAACCAUGAAUAGUGGUGUUUGUGUGCAUACUGAUGACGCAGACUAUUAUGGACUUUUAGAGGAUAUAAUAGAAAUUGAGUAUCCUGGUCCAAGUUUACGUAUUGUUCUAUUUAAAUGUUUAUGGUUUGACCCAACCCGUGGUUCAAGAGUUGAUGAAACAUAUAGGUUGGUUGACAUAAACAUGAAACGGAAGUAUGCAAAGUAUGACCCUUUCAUUCUAGCUCAACAAGGUAUACAAGCAAGGGGAAAAAUAGAGAAACAAUGGAGUGAUGAUUUGGUGUAUCAACAAGAAGAGCCAACUAUACAACUAGAUAUCCCCCUAAAUAUACCACUAUAUGAUGUCAACAAUUUAAGUGAUCCUAAUGGUAUGGUUGACGAGCUCGAUGAUACAAACGUAAGUGAAGAAAAUGAAUUUGAAGAUGUUGAAUGGGAAGGAAGUGAGUUAUGUGGAAAUGAAUCUGAAGGGAGUGGGUCGGAGGAAAUUAGUGAAACUCACGAAUCAUUGGAUAUUUUUUGA
Messenger RNA from Impatiens glandulifera, 2853 nucleotides. RefSeq lists its product as uncharacterized. The record is from RefSeq and is a predicted model, not a curated record. The coding region runs from base 1 to 2853 and encodes 950 amino acids. Lineage: Eukaryota; Viridiplantae; Streptophyta; Magnoliopsida; Ericales; Balsaminaceae. The transcript has 6 exons.